UUCUCACAGUUUGCAAACUGGAUUAUCCCCAGCAAGGUCCUGCUUGGAAGAUACCCUUAUGUCGAACCCAGCAGAUGCAGAACGCAUGACGAAGGAGAGGCCCAGGUAUCGCAGAUCUUGCAGGCAGGCGUCACAACGUUUAUAUCUCUGCAGGCGGAGACACCCCCGCAAACUAGCAUGACCAUGGGUGGCGUCAACGGCUUUGUGCCAUAUGCUUCUGUGGCCGCCCUGCUCGUCUCUGCCAUGUCAGGGCCUCCAGACAUGAAGGAGGUGAAUGGGCUGCGCAAUCCGUACCUGGACACAUUCCUUCCGCCGCGGCGUAAGCAGCAGCGGCAAGAGGCGCAGGAACUGGAGGAGCAGCGGCCGCCGCGCCGGCAGCUGGCCUUCCUGCACUACCCCAUCACCGACCUCGACAUACCCACCACUGACCAGGUGCGGGAGCUGAUAGGGGAGAUAGCGCGGCGGGUGGAGGCUGGCGAGGUGCUGUACGUGCACUGCUGGGGCGGCCGCGGCCGCGCGGGGACCGUGGCGGCAUGCCUGCUCGCCAGCCUCUACGGCGUCGACGCGGAGCAGGCCCUCGCGCGAGUGCAGCGCGCGUACGACACCCGCGGCGAGCUCGGUUAUGCCUCCCCUGAGACAUUGCAGCAGGUCAACUUUGUGAAGUCGUACAUUAAUGGGCAGUAG
Molecule: messenger RNA, 684 nt
Organism: Coccomyxa subellipsoidea C-169
Lineage: Eukaryota; Viridiplantae; Chlorophyta; Trebouxiophyceae; Coccomyxaceae
Product: phosphatases II
Exons: 6
Biological process (GO): dephosphorylation
Molecular function (GO): protein tyrosine phosphatase activity
Source: RefSeq, a predicted model, not a curated record